AUGCGACGGGCCUCUCUUCUUCUCUUGUCCCCGCAUCUGCGUGCCAUCUUAUCGGCGGCGUACGCGCAUUUCCGGAGACCGGCCGGCGGCGCGCACGGCGUCGUUUCCGGCUGGUCACGUCCCCAGCGCCCUAUGUCUCACGCGACAGCGACAGCGGAUGAGUCGGUGGAAUUUGGCCGUCUCCUCACGGGCGUGCUACUGACCUGCCACGAGAGCAAUGUCUAUCCAAGCGCGACGGUUGCUGACGCUGCCUCUGCUCUUUCCUCCGCCCGGCACCAGUCUCCCACUCUCGCCCGACUCUCCACUAUGCGCAGCCUCGGGGGCCUCCGCGCCGUCUCCGGCCACCUCGCGGCGGCGAGCGGCGCCUCCUCGUCUCCCCACUGCGUCCUCUUCGCCCGUGCCCUCCAGAUCCUCGCCCAGCCGGAGCCCGUCCGCCUCCACAAGCUCUCGGCGCCCGACUCCGGGAUCGUGGAGCUGAGGCUUGAGCGGCCGGAGGCCAGGAACGCCAUCGGGAAGGAGAUGCUCAAGGGGCUGCGGAGCGCCAUGGACAAGGUGGGGGCCGACCCGACGGCCAACGUUGUACUGGUAGCGAGCUCCGUGCCCCAGGGC
Messenger RNA from Triticum urartu, 609 nucleotides. The record is from RefSeq and is a predicted model, not a curated record. Lineage: Eukaryota; Viridiplantae; Streptophyta; Magnoliopsida; Poales; Poaceae.